Striga asiatica is the source of this 1146-nucleotide messenger RNA. Lineage: Eukaryota; Viridiplantae; Streptophyta; Magnoliopsida; Lamiales; Orobanchaceae. The record is from the annotation of a GenBank genome assembly.
AUGGGCGCCGGAGGCAGAAUGUCAGUCCCCCCCUCGAGCAUGGCCCCACGGCCCCUCAAGCGGGUCCCACACUCGAAGCCCCCGUUUACAGUCGGUGACCUCAAGAAGGCCAUUCCCCCACACUGCUUCAAGCGCUCCAUCCCUCGUUCCUUCUCCUACGUGGCCCUCGACCUCACCAUAGCCACAAUCCUCUACCACCUCGCCACCGCUUACAUCAGCAUCCUCCCCAACCCUCUCCCUUACCUCGCCUGGCCCGCCUACUGGUUCGUCCAGGGCUGCGUCCUAACAGGCGUGUGGGUCAUCGCGCACGAGUGCGGCCACCACGCCUUCAGCGACCACCAGUGGCUCGAUGACUCGGUUGGGCUCGUCCUCCACUCGGCCCUCCUCGUCCCCUACUUCUCCUGGAAGUACAGUCACCGCCGCCACCACUCCAACACGGGCUCCCUCGACCGAGACGAGGUCUUCGUCCCGAAAACAAAGGCCCAAAUCAAGUGGUUCGCCAGAUACAUCAACAAUCCGGUGGGCCGCACUCUCACUCUCGUCGUCCAGUUCAUGCUCGGCUGGCCGCUAUACCUCAUGUUCAACGUAUCGGGCCGACACUACGAACGGUUUGCGUGCCACUUCGACCCGAAAAGCCCGAUCUACUCCGACCGCGAACGGGCCCAGAUUCUGGUCUCGGACGUGGGAGUCCUUGCCGUCUGCUACGGGCUCUACCGGCUCGCGGCAGCAAACGGGCCUGCGUGGGCCUUUGCUGUGUACGGAGGCCCGUUGCUCGUGGUGAACGGGUUUCUUGUUCUGAUCACGUAUUUGCAGCACACGCACGCGUCCUUGCCGCACUACGACUCGUCCGAGUGGGACUGGCUGCGUGGGGCCCUGGCCACGGUGGAUAGGGAUUACGGGAUAUUGAACAAGGUUUUCCAUAACAUAACCGACACGCACGUGGCCCACCAUCUCUUCUCGACAAUGCCACACUACAAUGCGAUGGAGGCCACCAAGGCGAUUAAGCCGAUUUUGGGGAGUUAUUAUCAGUUUGACGGGACGCCGGUUUACAAGGCGGUGUGGAGGGAGGCGAAGGAGUGCGUGUACGUGGAGGCGGAUGAGGGUGAGAAGGAUAAGGGUGUGUUCUGGUACAAGAACAAGCUUUAG